GGCAGGCGUCUGAAGCGGCUUGGACCUGCUGGAGACAACCCGGCUGUGCUGCGGAUGCUGUGAGCCAGGAGCAAAGUGGAACCCAAAAGCGGGAGAGCUCCAGGAUUCCUCCCCAGAAGAGGCAAAGAAGAGCCGUAACCUGCUUAGCUGAAAACACUGCUGCAGAUCAUCUGCAUAUGUUCACUCUGCCACUUUCCUGAACAUCUGAGAUCUAGAGAAGAGCCAAGAUGAAGCUCCACAUACCCAUGAAGCAGGCUAAGAGCUGAUACAGCAGCUCUUGACCUUACAAGCAGUGUGUCUGCAGGUUUUACACUGGGGAGUAUGGCUGCAAAGAAACUGAGAAGAGCAAAGCUGUCUCAAGAGCUAUGUGAAAGGCUGAGUCGCUAUCAGAUCACUACCUGUCAGGACUUUUUGUGUCUUUCGCUCUUGGAGCUAAUGAAGGUGACAGGACAGAGCUACAGAAAUGUGCAAAAACUUAUUUGUCAAGUCAGCCUCGCUUGUGCUCCCAAAAUGCAGACAGCUUAUGAAAUGAAAGUAAGGAGGUCUGUCAAUCCCUCUUCAGCCUUUUUAUCCACCACACUGCAUAGUUUGGAUAAAGUCUUGCAUGGUGGAGUGCCCUGUGGAUCCCUCACAGAGAUAACAAGCCCACCGGGUUGUGGCAAAACUCAGUUUUGUAUUAUGAUGAGUGUGCUGGCUACACUACCUGUAAGCAUGGGAGGACUGAACGGGGCUGUGGUAUACAUUGACACAGAGUCCGCAUUCAGUGCGGAAAGGUUGGUUGAGAUAGCAGGAAACAGAUUCCCUACUUAUUUUGACUCUGAUGAAAAGCUGUUUUGCAUGACCCGUGGCAUUCAUCUGUAUCGAGAGCUGACCUGUGACAGUGUACUGAAGAGGAUUAAGUCUUUGGAAGAAGAAAUUAUUUCAAAGAAGGUUAAACUCAUAAUAAUUGACUCUGUUGCUUCAGUUGUCAGAAAGGAGUUUGACACAAAGCUCCAAGGCAAUCUGGCAGAGAGAAGUAACUUUUUGGCUAGAGGAGCAUCACUAUUGAAGUAUUUGGCAGAGGAGUUCUCAAUACCAGUUAUCUUGACGAAUCAGAUUACCACAUCACUGAGCAAUGGCCUUGCGAUCCCAGCAGACCUGGUGUCUCCAGCUGAUGAUUUGUUCUUGUCUGAAGUUUCAGGAGCAUCUGGAAGUGGAAAGAAGGAGUCUGGUUGUGUGACAGCAGCCCUUGGCAACACAUGGAGUCACAGCAUCAACACCAGGCUCAUACUGCAAUACCACGACUUGCCAACAAGACAGAUCCUGGUUGCAAAAUCCCCUGUUGCUCCAUUUUCCGCUUUUUUCUACACCAUUGAGAAAUCGGGCUUGGUUCUUCAAGAUGGAAAGGGUCAAUCAAAUUUAACCUGGGAAGGAACCAAUCCUGCCCUGCAGACCAUACAAGUGAGGAACACUGCCCUGAAAAAUCCUUUAGUUGAUGCUGCUUUACCCAGCACUACUGGUGCGACUCCUGGCGAUACAUCCAAUCCAUAGAAAGGACAAAUGCAAACCCCCCUGAGAAAUGAAUAAACAAUGUGUUUUUUUUUUUUUUUUUUUUUUUUCAAAAAUUCAGGCAUUCUUCUUUUGCCUCCUUAGAGACCAACUCCAAAAGCAAGUGCUGUUCUCGGUAUGUGUGGUGUCAUACUAAACUCUGGAAUUAAGAAAAUUCUGAGUUUUGUUCGGGUUAAAUAAAGUGACAUAGUAAUAAAAGUCUCUGAACAACACA
This is a messenger RNA of Oxyura jamaicensis (ruddy duck), 1762 nucleotides long. RefSeq names its product RAD51 paralog B (gene RAD51B). NCBI's taxonomy places the organism in Eukaryota, Metazoa, Chordata, Aves, Anseriformes, Anatidae. Gene Ontology annotation, molecular function: ATP-dependent DNA damage sensor activity; ATP binding; ATP hydrolysis activity. Gene Ontology annotation, biological process: double-strand break repair via homologous recombination. The coding region runs from base 322 to 1530 and encodes 402 amino acids. The transcript is spliced from 12 exons. Gene Ontology annotation, cellular component: Rad51B-Rad51C-Rad51D-XRCC2 complex. The record is from RefSeq and is a predicted model, not a curated record.